ACAGCAUAUAAAUCAGCUGUGUCCUGAAAUAUCAUAAUGCUUUUGUAUAUGACAAGAAACAGCAGCUAUUUUUUAUUUAGCCAUUAAACAUUUGACUUUACCUUUAACUUUAAUUGGAGCUUUCCCUCAAACCUGGGCCAAAGAUGGCAAUGACAGCGACAAAGCUUCUUAUUUUUCUUUCUCUUUAUGGGGGAGGAACUGGUUUAGCUGCUUCUCUGGAUAACUGUGUUUUCAUGGGGGCAGAGGAGAAAAACAGUCUUUAUGAAGAUGGAGAUGUGGUAAUAGGGGGCUUAUUCCCUCUACAUUACAGCCCUGUGUCAUCUCUUCCAACAUACAAAACAAAACCAAAACCGUAUAUGUAUAAGUAUUUCAGCUCUCGUGCCUUGCGAUGGAUGCAAACCAUGACUUUUGCCAUCAAAGAGAUCAACCAGCGCAGUGACCUCCUGCCACAACUCAAGUUGGGUUUCCACAUACAUGACAGCUGUGAUGACAUACCUGUGUCCCUGAGAGCAUCUUUGCUGCUGGUGAAUGGCCAGCCGGAGAGAGUCUCCAGAGCUGACAAUGUGAACAAAACAGAGAAAAGUCUAAAAAGUAGCACUGGCUCUAAUUUAGGCUGUGCUGCCAUACAAAAGACUGUGUCCCCUGUUAUCAUAGGAGAUGCUGCCUCUGGGGUGUCCAUGGCUCUGCUAAGAAGUCUGGGGUCUUUCCAUAUCCCUCUGGUGAGCUACUUUGCCUCCUGCAGCUGUCUGAGUAACCAAAGGGAAUUCCCCUCAUUCAUGCGCACCAUGCCUAGUGAUGCCUUCCAGGUCAGAGCUCUGGCCCGGCUGGUUAGCUAUUUUGGCUGGACCUGGGUGGGAGUGAUUGGGGUGGAAUCUGAUUACGCCCGAUUUGCCAUCCAGCUGUUCCUGCAAGAGUCAAUGCAGUAUGGUGUAUGUGCUGCCUACACUCAUUUCUACCCUGUUGUCCUGAGUCAGCAGGCUCUAGAUGAGCUCCUGGAUGUUAUUCAGACAGCGUCCUCAAAGGUCAUCAUUAACUUCUCUGGUGAAUCAGAGAUGCAGGGUAUUCUGAGAGAGAUUCGACAUCGAAAUAUAACUGGUUUGCAGUGGAUCGCCAGUGAGGCUUGGUCCACUGCCAGAUCACUCUGGGAAAAGUUUGGGGACCUCCUAAAGGGAACACUUGGAUUCGCCAUCCGGAGAGCUGAUGUGAUUCCAGGGCUGAAACAACACCUCACUAGUCUCAGACCAUCCGAUAUUCAUGAAUCAGCAUUCCUGGCAGAGUUUUGGGAAGAGCUGUUUAACUGUCAACUGAACGGGUCAGUGAACAGCCACUCUCACGGGGUCGACAGUUACCUUGACAGAUCGCCAUGUAAAGGGAAGGAGGAUUUAAAUAAUGUUUACUCUCCUUAUUCCGAUGUGACACAGCUAAGAGUGUCCUAUAAUGUCUACAAGGCUGUGUAUCUGGUGGCCCAUGCUUUGCAAGACAUGAGUAACUGCAAAGUUGGACAGGGGCCUUUUCUUAAUGGUACCUGUGCAGACCCCAAAGAUUUUAAACCUUGGCAGCUUAUCUACUACAUGAAGCAUGCUAAUUUCUCUGCACUGGGGGAGAAAGUCAACUUUGAUCAAAACGGUGACCCCAUUGCUUAUUAUGAUCUUAUGAACUGGCAAAAGAGGCCUGAUGGCUCAUUACACUUGGUAAAAGUAGGCUUCUAUCAUGCCUCCUCACCUACUGGACGCAGUCUGGUCAUAAAUGACACAGUGAUACAGUGGCCUAUUGGGAAACAGGCCUCCCGCUCUGUAUGCAGUGAGAGUUGCCCUCCAGGCUCUCGCAUCGGCAGGAGAAAGGGGGAACCCAUCUGCUGUUUUGACUGUGUCCCCUGUGCUGAAGGAGAAGUUAGCAAUAAGACUGAUUCUUUAGAGUGCUCACGCUGCUCAAAGGACACGUGGCCCAAUCAAGCAAGAAAUCUCUGCAUCCCAAAGACGGUUGAGUUCCUGUCUUUCCAUGAGCUGAUGGGUGGUGUGCUUUGUGCUGUAUCCGUCCUUGGAGCUUGUAUUUCCCUCUCCAUUCUGGCCAUAUUCUUUACAUACAAAGACACACCACUUGUUCGGGCCAACAAUAUGGAACUGAGCUUCCUUCUCUUGCUGUUUCUUGCUGUCUGCUUCCUUGUUGGUCUGUUGUUCAUUGGUGAGCCUUCAGACUGGCUUUGCCGUAUCAGGUACCCAGCAUUUGGGAUCAGUUUUGCUCUGUGCAUUUCAUGUUUACUGGCCAAGACUAUAGUGGUUCUAAUGGCAUUUAGAUCCACACUGCCAGGGAGCAAUGUCAUGAAAUGGUUUGGACCCAACCAACAGAGGGCCAGUGCACUUUUAGGAACAGCAGUUCAGGUAAUAAUCUGUCUUAUCUGGCUGCUCACCAGUCCACCUCAUGCCAAUAACAACACAGGUUACCACAGUGCUAUCAUCAUCAUCGAGUGUGUUCCCGGUUCAGAGGUUGGCUUCUGGUGUGUUCUUGGAUACAUUGGCAUCCUGGCCUGCAUGUGUUUCCUGAUGGCAUUUUUGGCUCGGAAGCUACCAGAUAAUUUUAACGAGGCAAAGUUCAUCACAUUCAGCAUGCUGAUAUUCUUUGCAGUCUGGAUUACUUUUAUCCCAGUUUAUGUGAGCACAGCUGGGAAAUACACAGUGGCGGUCCAUAUUUUUGCUAUCUUAGCUUCAGCUUUUGGUCUCCUUUUUUGCAUUUUUUUCCCAAAAUGCUGUAUAAUAAUUCUGAAACCAGAAAAAAACACCAAGAAAAACAUGAUGCAAAGAUAAAAAUGAGAGUACAUUACACAUGUUGUUGAAUUUCCAUGCAUGAGGAAGUCAUUUCAAUCAAACUGUGGCCAUUUGAACUAGUAAACA
Molecule: messenger RNA, 2888 nt
Organism: Scatophagus argus
Lineage: Eukaryota; Metazoa; Chordata; Actinopteri; Scatophagidae
Product: extracellular calcium-sensing receptor-like
Exons: 8
Coding region: 144-2801 (885 amino acids)
Biological process (GO): G protein-coupled receptor signaling pathway
Cellular component (GO): membrane
Molecular function (GO): G protein-coupled receptor activity
Source: RefSeq, a predicted model, not a curated record